CAAUAUUCGGAAAAGUCGUCGCCGAAAUGGGAAAAUCAAAGUCCGGCGAGGGAAACAAAUGGUUGAAAGAUCGUGGAGAAUUUGAAGAGGAGAUUCUUACAAUGGCAGAUGAUGCUGGUAUUCUGUAUGAAAACAGUCUUGAUUUGCUGAAAAGUAUGAAGAACUUUGCUGGAAAUGUUGGAGAAGGAGAGAAGAAGCAUCCGUACGGAAAAGCUGCGAAUGCUGCGAGAGCUUAUGGAAGCGGGAUGAAAAACUCUGCAGCCUCUUUCAAUCACUCUGGAGAGCAGUUCGAUAAGCUUUUCGAAGCUUGUAACACAUUCAAGGAUCAAAUCAAUGGAAACGUCCUUGCCAAAUUGAUCAGUUUCAAAGAUGUGGAAUGCAAGGAUGUCGACACUCAAAUGACCCAGUUGAAGAAGGCUCAGAAGGAUUAUGCGAAUAAGAAAUCAAAGAUAGUUCCAGAUCAAGUUCAGGUUGAUGCAGCUGAAGCAACUUUAAAGAAGUUGCUCGAAGAGGCGAAAGCGACACUGGAAAAGUUCAAUAAGACUGGAUGUGAGCUUCUGACUCAAAUUUCGGCUGACAUGAAGACUGGUUUCGACGCUUAUUGCGAUGCUGCAGCCUCCAUAAAUUGAACUUCUGUGAUUGAUUGAUUGAUGAAUCUAUUGCUACACUUUAA
This is a messenger RNA of Caenorhabditis elegans, 673 nucleotides long. It is a transcript of the gene Y106G6A.4, whose product is annotated as BAR domain-containing protein. Bases 27 to 629 code for a protein of 200 amino acids. The transcript has 3 exons. The record is from RefSeq and is marked reviewed. NCBI's taxonomy places the organism in Eukaryota, Metazoa, Nematoda, Chromadorea, Rhabditida, Rhabditidae.